AUGGAGGCUAUGGUUUCUGAUGAGACGGACCAAGGUCAUCGCCGAAAGGGUAAGGGGAAGGAUCUAGAGGAUGCGAUGCAAGACCAGAUAAAAGCGAUGGAACAAAAGAUAAGAAUAGUCAAUCUAGAGGAACAGAUUAGCACCCGCGGUCAACAGAUAGUCAGUCUAUGGCAACAGAUUAGCAGCUUCUGGCAAGAAGUAAGCAGUCUUUGGUCUUUGCAAGCAGCGCCGACAUCGUCAGAUAAAUGCACAGAGUUUGAUUGGCUACGUCAGGACUUGCCGUCGUGGGACUCAGGGAACUCCAAGCCUCCAAGCGCCACGCAGAGGGAGCGGAUGUACACCCCUGUGAGAGUGGAGUAUUGGGAUGUGGAAAGCAAAGUGGUAGCCAUCGCUUGUUUUGUCGUGAACAGCACCUGCGAAUUCGUUAGUAAGAAGCGACCAGAUUCCUCGUUAACAUACGCCGGGGAAGUGAACCUUGAAGUGCCACCAGAACCCUUAGCAGAGGAAGGAGAGUCGACGAACACAGACGGAUCAAAGGCCGCGGGCAGAGACGUUCAAAAGUGUUUCUUUUAUGCCAGACCUCCUCAUGUGGAUGUGUUAAUUCGAUCCAACGGAAUCGACCCCAACUGCUGGUGCCAUACUAACAUCUCGAAAGGACAUGCUAGGAGUAUUCUCAAUUGCAGUCUUCAGGUGUAUGAAUACCUGGUUUUGGCGAAGGUUGGGUAUGGCGUUCUCACCGAUAUCCAGAACUGGUAUCUCUGCAAAAGGGAUCAUGGUGGCUGCCUCUAUAUUUCAACAGGUUUCAAGUUAGAUGACCGGAAACCGCCUGUAUCUGCUGCAAUUGCUUAUUUGGUCAAUUCUGCUGUCGAUGCCCGCGGUGAGUUUGAUGUUUUACCCAGGAAGGGUGAGCGUCCCUGGAGCUGGGAGGUUUCUCCUUGCGCCAGUCCCAGUAGCGGCUCUAAAGAUGGUGAAGACGAGGAUAGGACCUACAAACUAAACGAGCGCGAAAUUGGUGGUUACAGAACGUCUCCAUCAAGGACUCGAAGGGGAUCCUCAAACGCGACACAGAACCAAUUGCAGGAGGUUCCUGCGCCGGACCUGCAUCUGGACGACCGCCCCAUCAGCACUGGGGGAUGGAGCGGCUGCGUGGUUGGCGGCACUUUGAUUGGUUGCCGUGUUGCAGUGAAGUUGGCUCUCCGCAAUUCGGAACGUGCGGAGGCUCUGCUGAACGAGGUGGACGCCUACCUAAAGCUACAGAAGUAUUGGGGGGAAUUCGUCCCCCAUUAGUAGGAUUUGGAACCACAGCCAAUGGCCAAAUUGUUUUCAUAGCGACAGGGUUGAUCGAUGGCAGUCCACUCGGACCUGGAACAGUGACCGAGGAGGUGGCCAAUGCGGCACUUGGGCUUGAUGCUGUCUACAAGUGUAAGUUACUUCAUGGGGGUGUUGAGGCGCGGAACAUUAUGGUUGUGCUGGGUACACAGCCUUCUGUCCGCCUUGUUGAUUUCGGCUUUGCGAAGCGCAGCUUUGUUUAGUACAGUGUAACCAUCUUUUCAAGCGACUCUGACGAGGGAGACUUAUCGUUGCCUGCCCUUCAAAAACUUUCGCUCCCUUUGCUCUCUCCUUCUCAUUUUUUCAACUGCUCCCAGGGCCGCCUCUCCUUGUCUUCUUUGUGUCCGCUUCUCCUCUCUCCAAGCUGUCAAAUUGGCUGCCGCCUUAAUGGCGGCCGCUAAAUUUCACAAGAUUCUUUUACGGAAAACUUUCAAAACAAUUUAAAUCCUAACUUAACAGUUCAAUUACACCUU
This is a messenger RNA of Physcomitrium patens, 1802 nucleotides long. Lineage: Eukaryota; Viridiplantae; Streptophyta; Bryopsida; Funariales; Funariaceae. The record is from RefSeq and is a predicted model, not a curated record.